AUGAAAUCCAACACCCACGUGACCGGGGACGUCGUCCCACCUUCCGAGGUCAAGGAUGUUGAGAUUGAACACCUCGAUGCCGUCGAGGCUGUCAUCAACAAACGCCUGAUUCGGAAGAUUGACUUCCGCAUCAUCCCGGUUCUCAUUCUUUUGUUCGCAUUCUCGCUUAUCGACAGGAAUAUCAUUGCCACAGCCAGAGUCGCGGGGAUGGGCAAAGACCUGGAUCUGGUGGGCAAUAGAUACUCUGUUGCCCUCCUGUCCCUCUUCCCUCUGUAUAUUCUCAUCGAGCUGCCGACGAAUUUCAUUCUAAGACGAAUCAGCGUCAAGGCUUUCUUCUUUGGAAUGGUAUUGUGCUGGGGUGUGGUGGCCCUGUGUCACGCCUUUGUGCAGACCUACCCGCAGCUGGUGGCAGUCAGGGUUCUCCUCGGCCUCUUCGAGGGCAGUUUCCAGCCCGUCUGCAUCUACAUCGUGUCCUCCUGGUACACGCGGUACGAAACGCAAAGACGUCUCGCAAUCUGGUUUGCCCUCGGACAGCUCAUCGCCGCGUUUUCCGGCAUUCUGUCGUACGGCCUUAGCACCCUGAAUGGCACCGGUGGCCUUGAAGGCUGGCGCUGGAUCUAUAUUGUCCCAGGAUUAAUCACCACGGUGCUGGCAUUUCCUCUCUGGUUCCUCAUCUCUGAGUUCCCGGAAAAGGCAAAGUGGUUGAAACCUGAGGAGUUGGCUCAAUUGAGGGCGUCGCUUUCCGAGGAUCGAGCAGAGAUUCUUGAAGAACAAAUGAAUAUGGCAAGAGCGCUCAAGGCCCUCAAAGACUGGAAAGUAUGGCUGCUCGCCAGCCUCUUGUUCUUCCUCACAUCAGCCGCCUACACCAUGAGCUUCUUUACGCCGACCAUUCUCAGCUCCUUGGGAUACAGCGUGGCUAUGAGCCAGAUUCUGGUCACGCCGCCGUAUAUCGCGGCGUGUUUGGCGAAUAUCACCACCGGCAUUGCCGCUGACAAGCUACACAUGCGUAGUCCGUUCAUCAUUGGCCACGGGAUUCUGACCAUGGUGGGAUUUGGCAUGAUAGGCUGGGGCCCGAACACCGGAGCUAAGAUGACCGGCAUAUACUUCUCUAUCAUCGGUUCCCAGUGCGCCAUCCCCGCGGUCUACACCUUUCUCGCAAACAACGUUGUCGGGACUACCAAGCGACAGAUAGCGGUGCCCCUACAGACCGUCUGGGGCGGCAUCGGGGGCAUAGCCGGCUCGGUGUACUUUCGACAACAAGACUAUCCACUCUACAGACCAGGCUUGUACGCAUCAUUUACUAGUCUCUCGCUCUGCUUGAUCUUGACUACGUUCCUGGCUAUCUACUUUUGGAGGGAGAAUCGCAAGGCUGAAAGGGACGGUAAGAUCUUGGAGGGUGUUCAGCACUUCCGAUACACCCUCUGA
Messenger RNA from Exophiala aquamarina CBS 119918, 1425 nucleotides. RefSeq lists its product as uncharacterized. NCBI's taxonomy places the organism in Eukaryota, Fungi, Ascomycota, Eurotiomycetes, Chaetothyriales, Herpotrichiellaceae. The coding region runs from base 1 to 1425 and encodes 474 amino acids. Gene Ontology annotation, molecular function: transmembrane transporter activity. The record is from RefSeq and is a predicted model, not a curated record. Gene Ontology annotation, biological process: transmembrane transport. The transcript has 2 exons. Gene Ontology annotation, cellular component: membrane.